Messenger RNA from Empidonax traillii (willow flycatcher), 884 nucleotides. RefSeq names its product long-chain-fatty-acid--CoA ligase ACSBG2-like. Gene Ontology annotation, cellular component: membrane; endoplasmic reticulum. The coding region runs from base 123 to 884 and encodes 253 amino acids. The transcript has 7 exons. The record is from RefSeq and is a predicted model, not a curated record. Gene Ontology annotation, molecular function: long-chain fatty acid-CoA ligase activity. Lineage: Eukaryota; Metazoa; Chordata; Aves; Passeriformes; Tyrannidae.
GGGAAGAGCAAACACCGAGCACGGGCCUGGUGAAACACCUCCAUGAUGGCCUGAAGAAAAGGGGCCCAGGUAGGGCAAGAACUCCUGAGCCCCACAACAUCGAGCCAGGGGAAGAUUCCAACAUGGAGAGACAUCAGCUGGACUCAGCUGAUCCCAAAGCCUCCUCCUCUCCUGCCUCCAGAGUGUGGACAACACAGCGGGAUGGGGAGGUCAAGCUGAGGAUGGAGGACCAGGGAGUAGGCAGUGAACCACCAAAGACUGUUCACCAGCUCUUCCAAGAAGCUGUCAAUAAAUAUGGGGACUAUUACGCCCUUGCAUCCAAAAAAGGUGGCCAGUGGGUCAGACUGACAUACAAGAUGUACUAUGAUGAGUGCUGUAAAGCAGCAAAAAGCUUUCUCAAGCUGGGGCUGCAGCGUUUCCAUGGAGUGGGCAUCCUGGGAUUUAAUUCUGCUGAGUGGUUCAUUGCUGACAUUGGAGCAAUCCUUGCAGGGGGAUUUGCUGUUGGGAUCUACACAACAAACUCUCCCGAGGCCUGUCACUACGUGGCGGAGAACUGCAGUGCUGAUGUUAUAGUGGUGGAAAACCAGAAACAGCUGCAGAAAAUCUUAGAAAUUGAGGAUAAACUACCUCAGCUGAAGGCCAUUGUCCAGUAUGGGGAAGAGAUAAAGGAGAAGAGACCAAAUCUGUACUCGUGGAGUGAGUUCAUGGAGCUGGGCAAGGAUGUCCCAGACACUCUGCUCAACUUGGCCAUCGGGGCACAGAAGCCCAACCAGUGCUGCACCCUCAUCUACACCUCGGGGACCACGGGGCAGCCCAAGGGGGUCAUGCUCAGCCACGACAAUGUGAGUGUCUCCUCUGUCCUGCUGCCACCCCUGGGGCUGUGA